Molecule: messenger RNA, 1914 nt
Organism: Yamadazyma jaroonii
Lineage: Eukaryota; Fungi; Ascomycota; Pichiomycetes; Serinales; Debaryomycetaceae
Source: the annotation of a GenBank genome assembly
AUGACACCCAAAGAACUUGAAGUUUACUUUGGUAAAGGUGUAUCAGGAACUUUAGCUGUACCAUUUGGAGCCAAUGCUGACCAGUAUGAAGAUGGUAUAGAACCUGCUACUCACAAAAUGGCUUUGAUCUUGCAUGGUCAAGGAGGACAUAGAAACUACUGUUAUCAGAAGCUUUUAGCCCAUCGAUUGGCCAAAGAAGGGAUAUACUCUUUAAGAAUCGACUUCAGAGGUUGUGGAUCAAGUGCAGAUAAUGCAGAUGAUAAGGUUGGUAGAGUUUUGACUCAAGACGUAGAAGAUAUUCAAGAUUCAGUAGAGUUUUUAAUCGAUGGUAGCAAGAACCCACUAAAGAUAAAUUUUACUUUAUCAUCGAUAAUAUCACAUUCCAGGGGUUCGGUUGCCAUGUUUCUUUGGGCAUUAGAGCAAGACGAAUUGAUCAAAAGUGGAUCUCCCAAAGGCAUGAUUGUCCCCAAUUUGAUCAAUUGUUCUUCAAGAUUUCAAUCUCAUACAGUUUUAGAUAGGUACCCUUUACAUGACGAGGAGUUUGUUCAAGUGCCACAGAUGGUGUUAAGACAUGGAAAGUUUCAACCUAUUGAUAUUAUGAAACGUGAAUUACUUGACUUAGCUGAAGCGGAUUUGAGCAAGUUGAAUGACUUAUCGUUAGAUUUUUCAGUAUUGAGUAUUUAUGGAUUAGAAGAUAAUAUCAUUCCUAUUGUGGAUAGUUCUCAUUUUGCUAACGUAUUGAACAGGGGCCAUUUAUCCCAUAAAUUGGAGUUGAUCCCCAUGGCAGAUCAUAAUUUCUUUGGGACAGUGCCCAUUGAAAACGAAGUCGAUGCUGAAGAUUACAAUCCUGAGAAUUUACCAUUGAACAAGAGUAAUCUUGUGAACUACAGUUCAGUGGUCGUGGACAAGAUUAUUGAUUAUUUGAGACCAGAGAAUGAGCUAUUAAGAUUUUUACAUGUAAGUAAAAACAUCGGUCAUUUAUCUAGAUGGAAACAAGUAGAAGGUAUUUCUAAUUUCAGAGAUAUUGGGGGCUGGAAAUUAACUAAUCCCAGAUUCCCCACCAGAGAUCCUUCUCCUUCUACCUACUACGUGACUCACAAUCUUAUGUUCAGAUGUGCUAAUACGGGAGAUGCCACUCCAAAUGGUUUAGCUACGUUACAAAAGCUAGGAAUUACAGCCAUGUUUGAUCUCAGAUCUGAUGGAGAAUGUGCCAGAGAUGGAUAUCCAAAAGAUUUAGAAAAGUAUGGGAUUAAAAGAAUCCAUGCUCCAGUAUUCUCCAAGGACGACUAUUCACCUCAACUGAUAGCCGUAAGAUAUGCAAACUUGAUGACCAGUUGGAAUACAUAUGUUAAUGUUUACGACGACAUGUUAAAUCAUGGUGCAGAAGCUUACAGAAGGAUCUUUGAGUAUAUUCGUGAUGAAAAUAAACCAUUUGUCUUCCAUUGUACAGCUGGGAAAGAUCGAACAGGAAUGGUUUCCAUGUUGAUUUUAUUGUUGAGUGGUUUAGACCAUCAUGUAAUAGCCAAAGAGUAUGAAUUGACUACAAUUGGGUUAAAACCAGACCAUGCCAAAAUCAAAGGAAACUUUAUGAAAAUCGUUUCCAAAAUGAAAGAAAAGAUGGGAGGUCCCCUGGACUUUGAAAAGUCUCUUGGUCAAGGUAGGAAGAACUUUACCAUUGAGGAAGAUGGUUUCAAUAAUUUGAUCAGCUCCAGGUACGAAGCCAUGUUAUCAACGAUUGAAUUAUUCAAUGAUAAAUAUGGAGGUAUCAUGAAGUACAUGACAGUAAACUUGGGAUUCAAUGAGGAUGAUAUCUUGAAGAUAUUCAAUAACAUUGUUAUCAACGACAAAGUCGGUUACCUCGAGGAGAGUUUCUUGCAAUGGAGUCACAGAAACUCCACAGGUCCUAAUUUAUAG